CGCGUUCAUUAGUGGGAGGUUCGCGUUUCUUUCGUGUCGUACGUGACGAAGGAGUAUAGCAGUGUGGGAGUACCCGAUUAUCGGUACGGGCAAGUCAUACGAUCAUUGUGUAGUAAGCGGCUUGAGCUCAAACUUGCAUGGCACCAACUCCCCUGUCUUCACCAACGACGUCCAGGCUUGUGUACACGCUCUUUUCACUUGCGUCGCAUUCCUUUCAUCUUUCCCGUUCGGAUUCUUCCAAUAUCUUACUCAAACGGUCUGAUACCGGCGGAUUCGACAAGCACAGCACCGAAGAUGUCAUUUUCGCAGUGCUCAUCCCAGUACUCGUCCUUCUAUCAGGUCUCUUCGCUGGAUUGACCCUCGGCUAUAUGAGUCUUGACCAGACACAGCUCAAUGUGCUAAGCAUCAGUGGCACGCCCGAGCAGCGCAAGUAUGCCAACCAGAUAAAGCCUAUUCGUAAAAAUGGUCAUUUACUGCUCGUCACGCUACUCUUAGCCAACAUGAUUGUCAAUGAGACCCUGCCCGUCAUUGCCGAUCCAGUACUGGGAGGUGGGAUACAGAGCGUCGCCGUCAGCACUGUGCUUAUCGUCAUCUUCGCCGAAAUCAUCCCCCAAUCCUUGUUUACUCGCCAUGGUCUCUAUCUUGGUGCCAAAGGCGCAGGGCUGACCAAGUGUCUAAUUUACGUCAUGGGCAUUGUUGCGUGGCCUGUAGCCAAGCUCCUUGACUGGGUCCUGGGCUCCAAUCACGGUAUCAUCUACCGCAGAGUCGAAUUGAAAGAACUCAUCGCCAUGCACGCUUCCCAGUCCCACCACGGCGGAGACCUUAAAUCCGAUACCGUGACCAUUAUCGGGGCCACGCUCGACCUACAAGAAAAGGAUGUCAAACAGGCUAUGACACCUAUUUCCGACGUUUUCAUGCUCUCUAUCGAUGCUCAGUUGGAUUACGACCUUUUGACUAAAAUCGUAGAAACUGGACAUAGUCGCGUACCCGUGUAUGAAGAGGUAGACCUUCCGGCUGCUGCCUCUCCCGAGGGCGAGUCCCAGAGAGUCAAGAAGAUCAUCGGUAUCCUCCUUGUGAAGCAAUGCGUUUUGCUUGACCCGAAAGAGUGCAUACCUAUACGGACGCUUCAGCUGAACCGCGUCAUGUUCGUGCCCAAUAACGAAUCUUUGUUAGGUAUCCUAGACAAGUUUCAGGAGGGACGAUCGCAUAUGGCUAUCGUGAGCCGAUUCAGUGUGGAGAAAGCUCAGAGCGUGAAGAAAGCCGUUACGGGGAAGAGAGGCUUAACACGGCGGUUUUUGGAGAGAGUUGGGAUGGGAGACAGCAGUGAGGAGAGUGGCGAGGAGGUUGAUAACCACAGUGGAGCAGAUGAGACGUUGAGAGGAGAUACCUUAAAGGGAGAUGGUGUUUUGGAGAAGGAUUUUGCAACGGAAGAAGCGGGGAAGAAGGGACAAGGAGGCAGAAAGAAGCGCAAGAACCUAAAUGAGGACGUCGAGUUGGGCAAUCUAGAAAACAAGAAGGGAUUGACCAGUAUGCUCGCUCUGGAGCAGGCCAUGCCAGCUGAUGCUGUUUUAGCCAAAGAACGAGCGGAAGAGUUCCUUAAAGGCUUCGACCCCGCUAUUAUGCCCCUAGGAAUUAUUACGCUUGAAGACGUACUUGAAGAACUCAUUGGAGAAGAGAUCUACGACGAAUUUGAUCCUGAAGGUGCACAUGGAGAGCCAUAUAUACAUCAAAGUCCUCCUACUGCAGAACCAGCAGCUCCAAUGCCUCUCGCACAACCAAUUCCGCUCUCAGCGAACAAAUCGUUAGCAACAAUGAAAGGCCUCUCCUUCCUAAGACCCAGGAGUGCGCCACCGCGUGAUCGUAACCCUAAUUCAAAACCGGCCACAGAAGAAGCGGUUUUGGAGAAAGAGAAAGAUGUUCUUGGCGCUCCGGUCAUGGUAGUUACGGCGCCCCCACCUAUGGAGCAGGAGAAACAAUCGGCCGCAACGCUGGAAGCUAUUUUGUUGGAUAGGAAACGUAGGUUAGCUCGUGAGGGGACUAGCUCGUCGGCUAGGAUUACCAAGGGCAAAUUCAAGAGCUCGCCGAUCAACAAUACAAAUUCGGGCCCGAGUGGCAGUGCUGGUGGUAGCACAGUAGGAGGAUCCGGAACCGUUUUUGCAAACAACAGUGAAACGAAUGUGGAGCUUUCAAGUUGUGGUGGGGAUACCGAUGUGGAUGAUAAAUAACAUUGAGGGAAUAUUUGGCUUCUUGAAGUGUUUUGUUGACUCCCCUUCCGAACGUAUGCUAUGCUUUCUUUUUCAUGCUAUGCUUUCUUUUUCGCUUUUCAUGUACGUUUAUCGGGUUUCCCGCAUCUUGUAGCACACGACUGUCAGAUAGUAGUACUAGGAUAGUCCUCUUGGUCGAGCGAUUGUAUAUGCCACUUGCUCUUUUCUUAUUUAAGUAAAGCGGUUCUGAGGCUUGGAGCAAAGUAGGACCACAAGGUUGGGACGCGGAGGUCCAGAGACGCGAGCUGAGGAACGGAACGGAAGGCUAGCUCCUUGCAAACAGCUUCUCUUUACCUGUACUAUACCACUAAAGGCAAUG
This is a messenger RNA of Desarmillaria tabescens, 2583 nucleotides long. Its product is annotated as DUF21-domain-containing protein. Bases 138 to 2225 code for a protein of 695 amino acids. The record is from RefSeq and is a predicted model, not a curated record. The transcript is spliced from 7 exons. Gene Ontology annotation, biological process: magnesium ion homeostasis. Lineage: Eukaryota; Fungi; Basidiomycota; Agaricomycetes; Agaricales; Physalacriaceae.